AUGGCCUCUCUACCUGCUCAACAUCCGUCUCUAGCGCUACACCUAACAGACCGCGCCCUCAACCCGAUCCUCACGUCGGCGCACUCCCAAUCCCAGCUCGAGGCCCUCACAUCGCUGACAACGACCUCCCUCACCGCGCACGCCGCCGCAACCCGCUUCUCCCUCGGCCCCGCCCAGCGCAUCAUCGUCGAGCACGGCCCCGGCAGCCCCGUCGUCCUCUCCUCCUUCCUCAACGGCGCCGACGCCCUCCCCAACGGCGGCGAGACCUCCGCUGCUGCCUCAGCCGCUGCCGCCGCCGCCGCGACCAGCAACAAUACCCCUACCGCGUCGAGACCCGCCACCUCGGGGCCUUCUUCCGCGACGGCCGCGACGCCAGGCGGCGCUGCCCAGGGUGCUGCUGAUACCAAGACGAACGACGCGGAGAACGCCGCCCCGAUGCUCGUCGGCGUCGUGGUUGCUGCGACAGGCGAGGAGGCCAUGGAGGCCCGUCGUGCCGCGGGACGGUUGGAGAGGGUGGGACGCGAGUUCCAGCGGGAAUGGGCCGCUGAAGAAGGGACUGCUGCUGCGGAGGGGAGUCAGUGA
Molecule: messenger RNA, 582 nt
Organism: Colletotrichum chrysophilum
Lineage: Eukaryota; Fungi; Ascomycota; Sordariomycetes; Glomerellales; Glomerellaceae
Exons: 1
Coding region: 1-582 (193 amino acids)
Source: RefSeq, a predicted model, not a curated record